UUCAUCUUCAUCCUCAUCCGCAGCCCCGCAGCAGCAGCAGGAAGAGCAGCAGCAGCAGCAGCAGCAUCAGCACCGCCCCUCCCUCAGCUCCAUCCGCACCUCUGACGGACGGCCAGCGGAUUCUCCAGUAUCAGAGUGAUGUCCUCGAGACAGUGGUGUUGGUGAACCCGUCAGAGGAGACCACUUGUUCAGAGAUCCACUCUCUGAUCACUGACCUUGCUGGACAUAAGUUGCUGAUACUCAGCGGCCAGAACUCUGAGCAGGGAGGUGACAUCCUGCUGCAAGGUGGAGCCUUCACCUGGCAACACUUCUCCAACAUCGUCUCCGACCCUCAAGUGAUUGAACUCCUGUCCAGGGCCUCUUCAGAGCAGCCGUCCAGACUUACUGUUUCCUGUCAGGGAGACGGGGGCUGGAGCUCCCUGGGCCAAAGCCAGGAGCAGCAGCCACUCCAAAAUCUUAUGGAAUACCGCCUGAACCCUGAACCCCACCUGCCCGACAUGGACGGAGUCACAGAGUUCACCGAGUAUGUCUCAGAGACAGUGGAUGUGCCAUCGCCCUUUGACCUCUUGGAGCCACCGACCUCCGGAGGUUUUCUGAAGCUGUCCAAACCCUGCUGCUACAUCUUCCCUGGAGGCAGAGGAGACUCUGCUCUGUUCGCCGUUAAUGGAUUUAACAUCCUGGUGGAUGGAGGGUCUGAUCACAAGUCUUGCUUCUGGAAGCUGGUUCGCCACCUGGACAGGAUUGACUCUGUUCUGCUCACCCAUAUCGGGGCAGACAACCUUCCUGGCAUCAACGGGUUGUUCCAGAGAAAGAUUGCAGAGCAGGAGGAGGAGCGUAACCAAGGAUCUGGCUCCAGCAGCAACGGUGACUGGAUGAAGAACCUGAUCUCUCCUGAGCUCGGGAUCGUGUUUUUCAACGUCCCAGAGAAGCUUCGGAUGCCGGAGUCAACUCUGAAAGUAAAGCGAAGCAUUGAAGAAGCAUCUCUUACAUUGCAGUACCUCAACAAGCUCGGUAUCACACCAGAGCCUCUUCACAGGGUCGUCAGCAACACCAUUGAACCCAUCACACUGUUCCACAAACUCGGUGUCGGAAAGUUAGAGAUGUAUGUGUUAAACCCUGUAAAAGAGAGCAAGGAGAUGCAGUUUCUAAUGCAAAAAUGGGCUGGAAACAGCAAAGCCAAGACCGGGAUUAUGAUGCCAAAUGGAAAAGAAGGAGAAAUAUCUGUCCCCUAUUUGACAUCAGUUACUGCUCUCAUUGUCUGGAUUCCUCACCGUCCCACAGAAAAGAUAGUCAGGGUGCUCUUCCCAGGAAACGCACCACAGAAUAAAAUCUUCGAGGGUCUUGAGAAACUGAAACACCUGGACUUCCUGCGAUACCCAGUGGCUACCCAAAAAGACAUAUCCUCCGGUGCACCGCCUCCCAUCAUCAAACAGACCAAAAUGAGAUCAAGAACUGACAGCAAAGAGAGUCUCAAAUCUUCACCCAAACCACACUCUAAAACAACCAAGAAGGAAGCCAGCGGGCAGGAGGAAGAGUCCAAGGCUGAGAUCGUUAAAGAGAACAAAGUAGAAAAGAAAGAAGAGAAGAAAGUCAAAAGCGAAAGUCUAAAAGCGACCAAACAACAGAAAAACAGCGAGGUGGCCCCUGUGGGAGUGAAGACAGAGAAAAAGAAAAUAUCCAAGGACAAAACCGCCAAGCAGGAGAAAGCCUCCAAGAUGGAUGAAAAGAAAGACAAAGAAAAGAAAGAAAUCAAGAAAGAGAAACGUGAAGUAAAGAAAGAUGAAAACAUAAGAAAGGAAGAGAAAAAAGAGAGUAAAGCCAAGGAGGAUAAAAAGAAGGACCCGAGUAAACCGGAGCUGAGAAAAAUCACUAAACCUGACCUGAAGCCGCUGACCCCUGAAGUGAGAAAAACUCUGCACAAGGCCAAGACUCAGGCAAAGCCCAAGACAGACAAAAAUAAAGCAGUUAAAGAAGAAGCAAAUGAGAAAAAGCCAGUCCCGAAGAACAUCCCUGAAGAGGUCGCGGCAGCGGCUCUGGCAGACAGGUCCAUCGUGUCCUCCCCCGAGGACCUCACCGAGGACUUCGAGGCUCUGAAGCAAGAAGAACUGUCCAAACUUAUUAGUGAGCCAAUACAGAAUGAUGUGAUAUCUGGGCGUUCAAUGUACACAGAUACUAAAGUUUCUUCCAUAAUUUUCCCUGAUGAAAAAAUUAUACCCCCAACCACUGAGAUAAAACCCGCUUCACCCAUAUCUCCUGUCAAACAAGAAGAUAACGAUGGCAAAGGUGCAGCCACUGAAAAGAAGGAUUCAAGUGAUGGCUUUGACAAGAAAUAUGAAGAGGAGAAAAUGGAGAAAUAUGACAAAUAUCCUGUAAAGGACGACAUAAAAGACAGAUCAAAGAAGAGUGACAGCUCAGAGGAGGAGGGGGAUGUGAUUGAAAAAGCCGAGUUCGAAGGAACAGAAGACGACGAGGUUCUGAAGUACAAAACAGACGAGACAAAGAAAGACAAAACUGGAAAGGAGUGGGACACCAAGCCAACUGAGCAAAAACCAACCGCAGCCCUGUCUGGACAAGCCGCAGCUUCGGCCUCUGAGCAGUUCUCCUUCAUCCAAGAUGAGACCAUCCCCGGUUACUCCGAGACUGAACAGACCCUCUCUGAUGAGGAGAUCCACGAGGAAACAGAAGAUAGGAUCCCACAGCUCCGAUAUGAUGUGGGCUCCUAUGACGUCUCCGUCCCCGAUGUCCCCGGUACCUUUGACUCCAUGCAGGGUAUAAAAGAGAUGAAGAGCUCCGUCGUGGCUGAUGUCGCGGAUGUCAAACCAAAAGCCUUCAUGGGAGCUCAGGAGCCCGAACUUGCACCGUACCCUGCCAUCAUCGCUGCUCCUCUUGCGGAGGAGGAGCACAUCUCCUCAGCAACAUCCAUCACAGAAUAUGACAAACUGUCCUCCUUCGCCACAUCUGUAGCCGAGGACCAGUCCAUAACCUCGGUGACGGCACCUCAGACCGAGGAAGUCGGGAGGAACUCUCUCAUGCUCGACACCAUCAACAGUAUCCCCUUGCGUGCAGAGGCCGCCCAUGGGAAGGACUAUCUCCACUCAGCAGGAACCAUCUCACCCACCUCCUCUCUGGAGGACGACAAAUGCUUUAAGUCUCCGUCCUCUGAUGAGUACCAGCCCCACAUUCCUGAGAUGGAGGGCGACGCAAAGAUCACAGCGGUCCACGAAGAAGAAGACGACGAGGAAGACGAGGACGAGGACCAGACUCCAAAUGUUGACAUCCCUCUGGGGAAACUUCAAGAGGGCUACGAACAUGCAACCUCCAUGAUGCUCCAGGAGAAAGAGAAAUCCCCCUCUGCCGCUAUUUCUCCUUCUCCCUUCUCUACCACGCAGUUUUCUCCCACGCAGGCUGUCAAAGACAACCAGGCUCUCUUUAGCACAGAGGGAUUUAAGACUGGUGCUGAGAUAAAGACUGUUUCACCCCCUCCAUCUUUCUCCCCCGGGUUAGAGUCCCACUCCAGGCAGGAGAGUGAGGAAAGAUGUCUAAGUCCAGAUGAUAGCACAAUGAGACUGGCCUCGCCCACACAGUCUGUGCCUACCAGCAGCGGCUACUCUCCAACAGAAGACAAACCCUUUAAGUCAGAAGAUAAAGACGAGGCAGUGAAAGCCGACACCCAGAAAACAGAAAAAUCAGUCACUGUGUCUGACAAUACCUCUUUCAUUGGUCAGCCAGGCGAUAAGACAGCGUUUGAAGCUUCUGAAGAAUCCGAUGAAGAAAAUGAGGAUGAGGACGAAGCUGAUUUUUUCGCCAAAAAGGAUCUACAGCCUACCGUUAAGGCUAAGCUUAUGGAGGCAAAAGAAGGUUGUUUCCUGGAUGACGACUCCACCUUUGUGGCCAAAUCUGCAAAGAUAGAAACAGAAGUCAAGACCUCAGACAAGACACAGGUGUCCUUCAGCACAGAUGAGAAACCAAAGGUUCAAGUGAUGUACUCAGAUGAAGACGAAGAUGAAGAUGAAGACGAGGUUGACGAUGUUAAAGAUUAUUUCCCGGGUGAGGUAGGGUCUAAAUCGUUAUCAACAGAUCAAAGCAAAGCAGACUUAGAAAAGGACAGCGCGGAGAAAACAGAUGUCGCUUCUAAAGAGUCUGAGAAAAGCGUUCAUUUUGAUCUCUAUAAUUUCCCAGAGAAGGAGAGCAAAGAAAAGGCCUUAUACAUAAGACAAGACACGCCUUAUGUGCACGGCAAAACAUUCUCAUACGGUGACUUUUAUGACAGCAAAACAAGCUCAGUGGACUCUGAUUUAUAUCGUCACGAGUCCUUAGAUAAGACGGAGAAGGACGUAGCAAAGGGUGAAGUGGAUUCGCAGAAACACAAGUCCCCAUCACCGGUUCAAGACGCGGACAAGAUGUCAGAGAAGGAUGGAUUUACCACCUCUUAUGGAAAAGAGUCCUCCAUCCCAUCAUGGUUGGACUCUAAGAGCACUCCUGCUAUUCCUCCAUUUGAAAAAGAGGUCAAAGAAAAGGAGACGUUUGAAUACAGCGCAGGUAGCCGAUUCCCGUCAGUGGCUGAUAGACCUGAAGCCUCAUCCACUUCCUUAUCUGCAGAAAAAGACUCCUUCUCCUUUAAAAGCCAGACUGACAGCGCUAAGCCCCCGACAUACUCCUCAAUGACAGCAUUUGAUGUCGACAAAGCCGCUGCCGCAGGCUACAGCGAGAAAGGAGCCUGUUUGGAGGUUGAUAUGCGAAAACUAACAGCGAGGGAUGAGGAAGAUUAUGAUGAUGACGAAGUCGUUGAUGAGGAUGAUGAGGAGGAAUACGAAGAGGAGGAGGAGGAGGAGGAGGAGGAGGAGGAUGAAAGCACUGUUGAUUCCGGUAUGGAGAAAGGUGCCAAAGAGAAGUCUGAGAAGGAAGUAAAAAGUCCAAUCAGUGAAAUGUUCGGCUCAAACAGACCUGAGUUUAUGAUUUCCAUGGCUGGAUACGGUUAUAACAGUCAGGGGAAGCCGAGCGUGAAAGAAAGCAUCUCUAGCUCUCUCACAAAAGCUGACGACAAAGAUGCUAAGAUUGACUCCUCAUCCCUCAGUGGAAAGCCAAUGGAUUUAGGAGCUACGGGUUUCUCCGGCUACUCGUCCGGGUUUGAAUACUCGUAUGGAGGUGGAGAGAAAGACUCGUUUUUAUCCAGUCAGACCGCAGACAAAGCUAAAGGGGAUUUCACUUUGAAAUCAACAGAGGACAGUUUCUACCAGACUGACAGAGCUGAUCCUGAUUUUGAGAAACAGAAGACACCAGACCUUCUGAGCAAGAAGUCACUGGACACAAGCUUCCAGUAUACGACCACGGCUGCCCCCGGAUACUCCUCCUCUUCGGCCUACAGCUACUCUUCCUCCACCUCGGGCUCCCUCUCCACCAGCCGUCAGUUCGGAGAGGAGCUGGAGACGCCUGCCUCUGCCGAGCCUCCCUUUGAAUACUCCUCAUUUAAAGAGGAACACUCACUGGUUAUGGAUUCUCCAUUCUCCAGCUCAGCUGGUGCCAAAGACGACUAUCUGGAAGUGUCUGAGAAACAAAUCACCACGACAACCACGGCUGAGUCUACCUCCAGUUUAGCCCGCUUCUCACCCCUCAGCCCGUUCGAGGAGGUUAAAUCCUUCCCUUCACUAUCAUCCGCUGCCUUUGCUGAGGAGAAGAAGGAGCAUACCACUUCAUUAGGUGGACUUAUGGACAAAGGCCCUCAAUCAGAUUGCUUCUAUAAGCCUGAGUGGUCUGAAGGGUCCAAGCUGGACUCAGCUGGUGGGUUUGGGGCCUCAGCAGGACUGUUCUCUCAACCCGCUAAACUCUCCAAGGAUAAAGAGGCAGCCAGCGCCGCUCUGUUUGGUGUCACUUCUUCACCACGUCCAGACAUAGAAGGCAAACAUUACUUUGAGGAGACUGACAGCAGCGAAGAAGAGGAUGAGGAGGUUUACAUGCGUGAGAUGACUCGGCGGUCGCCCUCUAGUGGUCUGGCUGGAAGCCUUUCAUUUUCUGACAAACCUGCUGCUCCAGCUGCCAGUGAAAAGACAGGCGGUGCACUCCCUGAUGUUCUUGGCUCCUACAUGUCCUCACCUCUCCAGGCCAGCAAGCCAGACACAGCCAACGGCCCCACGGAGGUCAGCACAAGCUCCGCCCUCCUCGCUGGAGCAGCAGCCAGCGGUGCAGCUUCAGGCCUCGCCAAGGUGGAGCCCAAAGAGGCAGCAGGAGGAUACAGGAGCACUUACGAGUGGGAGAUACCAAAGCCACAGAUAGGAAUGAUGCCCGGAGACUCUCCUCCCCAUUAUCGUCACGAUGAUGAGUUUGAAGAGGAGUGUGAGAUGGAGCCAGAGCACCCGGCCCGCCCUCUUUCACUCUCUUCAACCGAUAAGCCUUUCCGCUCGCCAUUCUAUGCUGAAGAGUGCAGCCGAGGAGGGCAUGACGACGACGACGAUGAUGACAGCGAUCAGGAUCUCGUCGGUGACGUACCCAUGGGAGCCACCUCCUCUUACGCCAGCCGCACCUCUCCGGGAUAUUCCUCCUCUGAGUUCAAACAGCGCAAAGAAGACCUCUCACCUUCCUUCAUCAACCCCAGCAUGCGGCAGCUAUGCAGCGACGACGACGACGAAGAGGACGGACAAAGAAGCGACCAAUCGCAGGAGGGAGAUGAGCACGACUUGUCAGUGAAGAGAAGGGCUCACAAACAGCCUCACCAUCACCAGUCUCACAGCAGCUCUCUGCACCAAGCCGGCGGCAUAUCGGCAGGGCUGGGUCUGGCCACGGAGGACACACCGCCCACCUCCGUCAGCGAGUCUCUCGCCUCUCAGUCAGACUCUGAUGUGCCUCCAGGAACCGAGGAAUACCCCUCUGUCACUGGUGAAGGCAACAUGGACUCAGAUGAGGAUGCAGACUACAUGCCUGUUGAUAAAUUAUCUGCCACAGGAGGAGGCAGCCAUCACUCUACUACUAGGAGGAGCCACGACCCUCCUCCCGCACCCCUCAUGGACCCCUACCCUCACCCUCCACGCCCAGAUGUUUGCAUGGUGGAUCCUGAUUCUUUGGAUAACAGCUCGGUUAAGAAAGAGACAAAAACCAAAGGCCUGAAGAAGACCUCCGGGAAAACCAAAUCAUCUUCCCCAGCCAGGCGCAAGAGGUCUCCCAUGCCCGUCAAACAGACGCCGUCUCCUCGCAGCGCCUCGAUGAAGAAGAAGGAGGCGGACAAGAGCUCACGUAUGUCUCGUCUGUCAGAUGGACAAGGCUCCAAAGACGAUGACCUCUCCAGGUCGAGCUACAACCCUGGCAAGGGGCUGACCAACGGUGUCAAGAGCAGUUCAAGUUCUCAGAAGUCCGGCUCUGCGGCUGCUCCUGGUCUUCCCAUUUAUGUGGACUUGGCCUACAUUCCCAACCACUGCAGUGCCAAGAACGUGGACCAAGAGUUUUUCAAACGCGUUCGCUCUGCGUACUACGUGGUGAGCGGGAACGACGGAGCGAGCGGUGAACCGAGCCGAGGAGUCCUUGACGCGCUGUUGGAUGGCAAAGCUCAGUGGGGAUCAAACCUUCAGGUGACGCUGAUCCCCACCCACGACACGGAGGUGACCCGUGAGUGGUACCAGCAGACGCACGAGAAGCAGCAGGAGCUCAACAUCAUGGUCCUGGCCUCAAGCAGCACCGUCGUCAUGCAGGACGAGUCUUUCCCCGCCUGCAAGAUCGAGUUUUAAGACCUCCUUUCCUCCUUUCUCUCUCUCUCUCUCUCUCCUCCUCUGGCCUCCCCCCGGUGUAGACCUGUUUUUAAUUGCUCUUCUCGAUAGCCUGAUUAUGCAAAUCUGUCUCAGCUUUGGGCGCUUGUGUUGAAGUCGUAUGAAAAGCAGCAGAGACAGAUCUGGAUAACUGUCUAUUUUUCUUUUCUAGAUUUUUAUUCAUUUAUAAGCUUGUCGUGGCUAUCACCAUUUAUAUUGCAAGUUUCUGACAGCUAUGUCCUCCACUACAUUAUUAAUACUCAGUCCUGUGAAAGGGACAGUUUUCUUUCUGUUUUUUAACUUUUUUUUUUCCAAACCUUGUGAGACAUUAACUUCUCUAUUGAUUGGCUGAGACAACAUGCCCGUUGUAUUGUAAAAAAAAAAAAAUUUAAAUGCUGAUGCUUGGUCGCUCGUCUUCUAAUUGGCUUAAAUCAAAGCACAAGUUCACGCACCUUAAAGCCAGCAACAAACUACAACAUUGUUUCUCUCCACCGGAUCCCAAACAUCAAGCCUCUCACAACACAUUACUGAUAGAAAAUCAUUAGUCCUGAUCAGUUUUACUUUACUUUCCCUUUCCGUCUCUCUUCUACGACAAUGACCCGGUGUUGAACUUUGUGCCUCCUACUGACAUAGUGAGAUAGAAAAACGUUCAAGCGGAUCCCAGCGGUCCUUUUCAAGAUGUCUUUUGAGAAUAUAUUUACCGUAGCAUAGGGAAGACCAUAUUCAAAACUCUGUAUUGUAGUGAAUUAUGAUAUUUCUACGGUUAUCUCAAAGUGAAACUCAACUUCUUUACAGUAAGAAUUUCUCAGUGGCUGUUAUUUCCUACAGUGAAUUUGACGGUUAAGUUCUACUAUAAUUGUUUUCUGUAGUCUUUGAUGUAUUUUUCAGUGUUUCCGGUUAACAUAUCGUUGCAGAGAAUCAUGAGGAGAACUGCAGGCAGAGGCGAUGAUGCCGCUUAAAAAAAAACAAAACAAAACAACAAAAAAAAAGGGAAUCGUCAUCCGAUCUUUGGAUUCUACCUGUUUAUAUCUUUACAUACGGAACAGCACUUUGUGUUCAGAGCUCGUUAGAAGGACAAACCUUGCAUCAGUUGCUGUGUCAAUAUGAUCUUUAUACAAAAAAAAAGCUGUGUUAAAGAACGAAGAAUGUAUUCCGCUACAACAAAUAAUAUAGGAACAUGUGGCUGCGCGAGGAGAGAUUGUGUUUGCUUGGUGAACAAAAGAUGUGGGGCUGGUUCGACUGGUGGUUAGAGGUUAGACUGUCACCCACAUGUGCCUUUCUGUCCCGCUGUGCUGGAAGGGAAGUGAAAUUGUGAAAAUUCGUCCUUAGAGGUUUUUGAGGUAUGCCGGCGUGCGGUGCAUCCACGGCUCUGUGGCGGAGGCUUUUUCGGCGAGCUGGUCUCCUCUGUGGUUGUGAGUUUUUCUGUCGGUGAGGUCAGCGCACAAAAAAAAAAAAAAGCAAAGGUUGGAGUUGUACAUAUUUGAGCAUAAAACGGCACUUUUCAAAGCACCAAUUCAGUAUUUCAGUCUUUUUAUUUUUUUUCCUGGAGCUGCCACUCGAAGAAGCACAAACAGCAACCAGUGUGCAAAACUGUGGUUUUUGCUGUUUUUCAAAUUUAGCAAUUCACUAUUUGCACUUGAAUCUCGUGCUAUUUUUUUUUUUCAUCAUGGUCUUUAGUUUGCAAAAUAGUUUAAAGCCACAAUCACCUCAACUUCUUGCAUUUUUAAAUCGCUUCAUUUAACUGGUUAUUUCCAGUAUCAGUUUUCUUUCUGAUAUUUAAGUGGAUGUGUUUAAGUAACACUUUAUUAACUUAAUAUUAUGUGUAGAUGUGUUUUAAUUUGAUAUUGAUGAUUUUAUAUUUUGAUAAGUUUUAAGUAAUUUGAUAGAUUUUAACCAGGAACAAAACCAACUAUCUUAACAAAAUUAGCGGACCAACAAGCCUCACCAGGGUUGCUAUUUUAUGAUCUACAAUAAAAAAAAAAGAUCCAGAUAUUUCUCUGUAUAUUAUUUUAUUUCCUCGACUCAUCUAAUGAUGCAUGUACGACAGAUGCAUGCACAUAAAGGCGAUGGCUCUUUAAAAUAAAAAAGAAAAGAAAAAGGCGUAGGGCUGCAGGGAGCGGAGCCCAGCGGCUCCAGAUGAUUUGAAUGUGAAGAUGCAGAUUACCUUUACCUUCUCCAUGGAGGACUCUGAUCUCCUGGUUGCCUUGGUUACCGUGCAUCAUAUGGUACAUCUGACUCAUCGGUCACGCUGUCCUCACUGUUUGCCUGCGAUACACCACAACUCAGUGCAGGGCAGUUUUAACUAAACUUAAAUGUGCGGGUUAUAAAAAACACGACCAUUCCUCUCUUUCUUUGGACGACAGGAUACAGUUUUAAACAUUUCUGUCUGCAGAUGUUGUCAAAAAUGAUAAACAAGUAACGUUGUCUGCCACAUUGAGGCGAUAUUGAUGUUGAGUUGAAGUUCCUAAUUCCUGCCUAAUUAAAAAAAAAAAGAUCCAUUAAUGGCUUCUUCGAUGAAACAGGGUUAACCUUUAUGCCGGUGUUUUUUCGCUGUUAACCUACUGUGCUGCCCGUGUGGGCUCGUUAACAAGUUAAUGACAAUGUAAUCUGCAUUACUAUUACAUACUGCAUCACUAUAAAGGCUAAUAAUUAAAAUAGCAACACUACUCACAUAUGAGCAGAUCACUCAAAACCCAGACUGCCAGACAUGAGAGACUCGGUUCACUCGUGUCAGUACAUUUUUAUCUAUAGAAGAUUUCCUAUUAUUCACACUUUUUCCAGGUAAAGCGUAAUAAACACACACACACACACACUCACACAUAACUGCUACAUUUUCGUAUUGUGCAAAAAAAAAAAAAAAAAAAAAUCUGGUGUUCAGACUCGUCUGAAUCCUGCCGUGAAACAAAUCAUCAUAAAGACUGUUGGUUUCCAGUGAGCCCUGCUUGUACGUGCAUGUGUACCUUUUGAGUUCCCUUGUAUUGUAAUAGCUGAAGAAAAACUGACUUAACAUAGAAGUGCUAUUUUAAAAGAUGUAUAUUUAAAUAGCUAGGCUGUCCGGUACCGAGGAGGCACAUGUAACCUGGCCGUGUUGUGCUGUAAAGAAAGCCUUGUGAUCGUUUUUUCCUCCUUUCUGCUUCAUGGUUCUACUUUCAUCUCUUGUUUUAAGUGCAAUAUUCUCUUUAUCUCUCUUUAAAUGCUUAAAAAGGUCAAAAUAGAAAACAGAUUUAUUGUUAAAAAGGGAAAAAAGU
Molecule: messenger RNA, 10978 nt
Organism: Thunnus maccoyii (southern bluefin tuna)
Lineage: Eukaryota; Metazoa; Chordata; Actinopteri; Scombriformes; Scombridae
Gene: map1aa
Product: microtubule-associated protein 1Aa
Exons: 6
Coding region: 459-7712 (2417 amino acids)
Biological process (GO): microtubule cytoskeleton organization; regulation of microtubule depolymerization; axonogenesis
Cellular component (GO): neuronal cell body; dendrite; synapse
Molecular function (GO): actin binding; microtubule binding
Source: RefSeq, a predicted model, not a curated record